Messenger RNA from Macrosteles quadrilineatus (aster leafhopper), 984 nucleotides. RefSeq names its product proteoglycan 4-like. The record is from RefSeq and is a predicted model, not a curated record. Lineage: Eukaryota; Metazoa; Arthropoda; Insecta; Hemiptera; Cicadellidae. The transcript is spliced from 2 exons. Bases 1 to 984 code for a protein of 327 amino acids.
AUGCAGAAACAGGGUUCCACGAUUCAGGGCUUGACAACAUCAGUUGGACGAGUGAGUCCGGCGAAACCGGGCCAACAACCGUUUCGUGUUCCUUCUGAGUAUUUCCCACCUCACACAGUGGCAAAAGGUAUGCUGUACAUAAUCUGGCAUUAUAUUACGUUUUCGCAUGGGACCGCACCAGCCCCUGGUCAAGUUACUACCUAUCGUCGACCGCAGGGGAUUGCCCCAGCCACUGGUCAAGUUACUACCUAUCGUCGACCGCAGGGGACUGCCCCAGCCCCUGGUCAAGUUACUACCUACCAUCGACCGCAGGGGAUUGCCCCAGCCACUGGUCAAGUUACUACCUAUCGUCGACCGCAGGGGACUGCCCCAGCCCCUGGUCAAGUUACUAUCUACCGUCGACCGCAGGGGACUGCCCCAGCCACUUGUCUAGUUACUACCUACCGUCGACCGCAGGGGACUGCCCCAGCCCCUGGUCUAGUUACUACCUACCGUCGACCGCAGGGGACUGCCCCAGCCACUGGUCUAGUUACUACCUACCGUCGACCGCAGGGGACUGCCCCAGCCCCUGGUCAAGUUACUACCUACCGUCGACCGCAGGGGACUGCCCCAGCCACUGGUCAUGUUACUACCUACCGUCAACCGCAGGGGACUGCCCCAGCCCCUGGUCAAGUUACUAUCUACCGUCGACCGCAGGGGACUGCCCCAGCCACUUGUCUAGUUACUACCUACCGUCGACCGCAGGGGACUGCCCCAGCCCCUGGUCUAGUUACUACCUACCGUCGACCGCAGGGGACUGCCCCAGCCACUGGUCUAGUUACUACCUACCGUCGACCGCAGGGGACUGCCCCAGCCCCUGGUCAAGUUACUACCUACCGUCGACCGCAGGGGACUGCCCCAGCCACUGGUCAAGUUACUACCUACCGUCAACCGCAGGGGACUGCCCCAGCGACUGGUCAAGUUACUACCUACCGUCGACCGUAG